AUGGCAACGAGCUCCGCCCCGGACAUCGAUAUCGUCAUUGAAGAAAUGAGAAGGACCUCAUCCAACAGCCCAUGUGCGAGCCUUCCGCCUAGCGAUAUCGAGAGCGCACUAGAGUGGUUCGCCGGACUAGAAGAAAAUUCUAUCGACAACUUCACCCAGUUGGUGUCAAUAUUCCUGAAACAAUACUCAGUCUUCAUAGAGACCAAAGUCACCAAAGCAGACCUUUGGAAUCUCAAACAAACACCUUUCAAACCAUUAAGAGCGUACAUAAAUAAGUUCCGAGAAAUCAAGGCCAAGAUUUUGCACUCCAACGAGGUCGUCGCCCUAGCAGCAUUAAAGAAUGGAGUUUGGUUCUCAUCCAAGUUUAGGGAAGAACUGGCAGUUCGAACACCUGUAUCACUGGUUGACGCCUUACGGAGAGCCUCAUACUUCACCACCCAUGAAGAGGAGGUCGCAGCAUUAAAGGAACAAUACAGCGCGAACAAGAAUAAUACAAUCAAAAAGCCGGCGACCCCCAAAGAACCAACCACCAAGGGACAACACUGCUACUCGAUAAAUAGCUCGCCGCAGAAAUCGUCAACAUACGACCUCAGAAAAUACUGCGCCUUCCACGACCGCAAGGGCCACUCAACCGAGGAAUGCCGAGCUGCACUUCGCAAUCAAAACGAAAACAAGAAAACUAACGAAGAAGCAGGAGAAGAAGAGGAACCAGUAACUCGGAAAUAUAACCGAAAGACCAAGGUCCCAACGAACAAAAGGGAGAGGGAGAUCGAGCAGGAAUCACCAAGCUCUCCACCUCCGGCUCUGAAGAAAAGAGUCGACAUGAUUUCAUGGGGGCAGAACAGCAAAGCAACCGACGAAAUCUAG
Brassica rapa (field mustard) is the source of this 867-nucleotide messenger RNA. RefSeq lists its product as uncharacterized. The record is from RefSeq and is a predicted model, not a curated record. NCBI's taxonomy places the organism in Eukaryota, Viridiplantae, Streptophyta, Magnoliopsida, Brassicales, Brassicaceae.